AUGUUAUUUCCAUCUUUUCUAUGUUCUGUCCUCUCUCAACAUCCUUAUCUUUGUGCUGCGAGUGCCCUAUUAGUGGCUUCGUAUGCUUCUCUUCGGUAUUUUGUGAUCAAUGGAGUCAGUACGAAUGGUGAAGAACAAAAUUUGAAUGGAAAAAUAUUUAUUGUGACUGGGGCAACCAGUGGUAUUGGAAGUUAUACGGCACAAGUGUUAUACCGACAAGGUGGAAAAGUCUAUCUCGCAUGUCGAUCUGAAGAGAAAGCUCUCGAAAUGAUUCGUACCAUUCGAGAGAAGGUCCAAAAGGAUCAAUCUCUGAGUGGUGUUGGCUCUCUUCACUUUUUACAUUUAGAUUUGAAUGAUCUCGAGAGUGUUCGGGAGUGUGCAAAAGAAUUUCUCAAAACAGGUGACACUCUCGAUUGUUUAAUUAAUAAUGCUGGUUGCGUCACAAAUAGCAUUCGUUACACAAAACAAGGAUACGAAGAAAUGAUGCAAGCUAAUGUGUUGGGUCAUCACUUGUUGAUUGAAUUGCUGUGGCAAAAUAUGGAGAAAAAUCCACGUGGAUCACGAAUUGUAAUUGUGGCAUCGAUGGCUCACAUGUUUGUGAGUGAUCGCGAUUUUUGGAAUGAACAAACAAAAACUUAUUCCUUGUUGAAUCAUGUGAAGAAACCAGUGACCAAGUUUUCGAGUAUUGAGUACAUUGAUGUAAACAAACAAUAUGGACUCACAAAAUUGUGUAAUAUUUAUCAAGUGUUUAAUAUUCAUGAGCAGAGAAUUAAGAAUAAUCCUAAUUGUAAGAUUACCAUUAAUUGUUGCCAUCCAGGAGCCAUUCGAUCAGGAUUGGUUCGAGAGGCUCCUUUCUACAUGACCAUCAUUCUUGGACUCAUGCAAUUACUCUUCUUCAAGAAUGUGAAACAAGGUUCCCAAAACACUCUUCACUUGGCUUGCUCACCUGAUGUGCAAGGUAAAAGUGGAGCCUAUUAUGAUGAUUGUCGUGUUACUGAGCCAAGACCAGUUGCUGGAAAUAAGGUUCUUAGAGAGGAAUUUGCUCGAUUGUGUGAGGAGGUGUGUCAACCUUAUUUGUCAUGA
This is a messenger RNA of Naegleria fowleri, 1083 nucleotides long. RefSeq lists its product as uncharacterized. The transcript has 3 exons. The coding region runs from base 1 to 1083 and encodes 360 amino acids. NCBI's taxonomy places the organism in Eukaryota, Heterolobosea, Eutetramitea, Acrasida, Naegleriidae. The record is from RefSeq and is a predicted model, not a curated record.